Molecule: messenger RNA, 2393 nt
Organism: Epinephelus lanceolatus (giant grouper)
Lineage: Eukaryota; Metazoa; Chordata; Actinopteri; Perciformes; Serranidae
Gene: draxina
Product: dorsal inhibitory axon guidance protein a
Biological process (GO): Wnt signaling pathway; axon guidance
Cellular component (GO): extracellular region
Source: RefSeq, a predicted model, not a curated record
UCGGCACAUCCCGGGGUGGUGCACGGAGAGCGGACUACGGAGGUGCUGCUGCUGCUGCUGUGUGUCGGUCCUGUCCGCUGUCAGCCUGCAGCCAUAUGACCGAGCUGCUGCUCUGCAAACCAUAAACAACAACAAAGGAAAACAACAAACAAACAAACGCGGCAGGUGGCGCUGUGCUGUACAGACAAUGGCUCUCUCCUGGAGUCUCCUCCUGGCGUUCUUUGCCAUCCUGACACUGUCACACAGCACUGAGCCCGGAGCUCCUCACGGCAAGAGGAGACAGGCACAGACCUCAGCAGGUGGCAGCAACGCCCUGCAGCACCCUCUGCAAGGUCUACAGGGCCACCGUUACAGCAGGGACCGCAGCGGCGGGCAUGGGGGCCAGGGGGCCCGAGCUCCCAAAGCUGGAGCCGGGCUGCUAUCCCACAGGCCCCUGCACCCCCUGGCCAGGCCUGAGGAUGAUGGGAUGGGCCUGGAGAGUUUGAGCCCGGUGAGACUGGAGAUGGGCCCGGGCAGGGACAGAGACAGAGUGAGAAUGAGUGUGAAGAGUCCGUCCCAGGGCCGGGAAAACCAGCUUCUGGGGACACGCAAGGGAAGGGGGCACGGACACGGGAAUGGGCAUGGACACCAUUUUGAGCACAGGAAACAAGGGAGUCGUCGUGAUAAAGAGCGGCAUGGAAAAGGGUUUCUCCCAGAGCCUGAGCUGAGCUCUGCGUUUAAGGACAGAGAUCUGUUUGAGGAUUCUCUCUCCUCCUCUGCCACCUCCCCCUCGCUCAGCAUGACCCCACCCAGUGAAACCCCCUCCCCCAUCGCCGCCGUCUUUGGCUCCGGCUCCUCCAUGGUUACCACGGUGAUGAACGAGCAUCCCCCAACGCUGCCCCCGGCCUCUACCAAACCCCAGAGGUCCGGAAGAGGAAAAGGACAAGGAGAGGUGAUGCCAACAUUGGACAUGGCGCUAUUCGAUUGGACAGACUAUGAGGACAUGAAACCUGUGGACACCUGGCCGUCCUCCAGGAAGAAAGACAAGAGGCGGAGUAAGAACCUCAGCAGUGGAAAUGUGACUGUAGACGCUGACGCCAUCGAGCCAUGUGACCACCACCUGGACUGCCUCCCAGGUUCUUGUUGUGACUUGAGACAACACGAGUGCAAACCUCACAACAGAGGCCUCAACAACAAAUGCUACGAUGACUGCAUGUGUGAGGAAGGGUUUCGUUGUUACGCUAAAUUCCACCGGAAGCGGCGUGUGACCAGGAGGAGGGGUCGCUGCGUGGUGCCAGAGUCAGUCAGCAGUGACCAAGGAGGCUUCAUCACUAUCUGAGCAAGACAAGGAGGACACGAUGGAGGAGCGUGAAGGAAGAGGAGCAGGAAAAAUGUCCCCAUGACCACUUUGACAGAUAGUUUAAGCCAACACAUCACAUGACACUGCUAACACGCCACCAAGUGCUGAAAGGUGACGGCUUGCUGGUUUAUUAAAUCGAUGCCACAGUGUGAAACAUCUGGUCAGUUGACUUAACUGGAUAUAGUGUUUGACUGUUGCAUUGUGGGAUGAGACACAAGUUCUAAUCCAGCAAAUCGGCACCUUUAAGCACUUCUUUAAUUCAGUUAAACCCAUACAUCAGUUUGAUUUCAGUCUUUAUAUCACUGCAUCACUACAGAAUGUACAAGUUUUUAAACACAUCAUGACGAGGGGCUUUUCAAAACUUGCUCAGCAACGUUUUUUAUUUGUUUUAAAUUGGUAUAAAAGAUUCACUUGGCUGGCAACACAUCGCUGAGUGAAAUCUGUAAAAAUCUCCUGGUUUAUGAGUUAAUAUUCACCACAGUUAUGGUUUCAUUUUGAGCAACAGCAGAUUUUAUGAGUUUUGAAAACUGCUUUUUCAAAUGUCUCUCACGGUUUUUCCUGCAUCUUAUUGUCUCUGUCCUGCUGAUCUGAGUCAAACAAUGUUUACAAAUCAUUUUGUAUUAUUGCAUUCCUGUGCUCGGAGUCCCAAAUGGAUGAUUUUUAUUGGUUCAGGAACAUUUAAAUUGAGUCGAGUAAGCUGUCAUUCACAGAGGUGAUGCUGAAAUAGUUUCUGUGUGAACUCUCUGCUAUGUUUUGUUCCUUGGCUCACUCACUCUUCAAACAAAUGCUGAAAAUGGUUUAUAAAUAUUAUUUGAACCCAGUCUGCCGUCCUGUAUUGUAAAUAAGAACGUGUUUGAAACGAUUUUUGUUAAAUUGACGCCACUUCUCUUCAAAUGUACUUAACAGUAGAAGAUAAACAAAGAUGCUUGUUUGACCUUCCUUUUACAUGUCUUAAUAUAUGUUUUAUUUAUACCGUACUUCAACACAUGGUCGUCCAGAUAUUGUGUUUUCUGUCUUUUUUGUUUUCAUGAUUAAACACUUACUAGGAUAAACA